This is a messenger RNA of Etheostoma spectabile (orangethroat darter), 1881 nucleotides long. RefSeq names its product family with sequence similarity 8 member A1a (gene fam8a1a). The record is from RefSeq and is a predicted model, not a curated record. Lineage: Eukaryota; Metazoa; Chordata; Actinopteri; Perciformes; Percidae. The transcript is spliced from 6 exons. Bases 158 to 1093 code for a protein of 311 amino acids.
AAGGGGAAAAUGUUAUUAGCCAUUUCCACAACAUGACGGUAUUUCGCUGAUAUCUGCUGCAAAUAAGCAGGGAGCUAACGAGAUAUUACGUGCAGGGUAAAGACGGUUUAAGAAGAUAUUCUUGUCAAAUUAGGCGAGACGGUGAAGCGGAUCAAACAUGUUCGCGGCAACGAGUGACAACCGCCGUGACGCCCCUGAAAGCGAGGCGAAGCAGCCUCAGACCACUGCAACAACUGAAUACUGCGCAAAGUUACAGCAGUGGAUGUGGCAGUAUUACUGGGGGAAUGGAUACGAAGCCAACUGGCAGAGCUGGCUGGCUCUGUCAGCAUUUCCCUUCCCUCUUCCGUGCGGAAUCCCUCCGCCUGGGGCCGUAGCUCAGACACCGGGUACACCUGCAUCGUCCUCCGGCGGUGGGCAGCAGGCUUUUGACACGCUCAACCGGUACAAUUACCCCUAUCCUCUCAGUUUCCAUCCAUCCCACCCUCAUCCAGAAGGGCAGACCUCAGCUACUGUUACUGAUGCCCGGCCAGCCCAGCAGCAGAAUGGGAAUCCACCUCAGGCAGGACGGGAGUACACCAUCCCCUCUCCUCUCCAGAGGUUCCUAGCUGAGACAGUGGACUUCUUGAUACUGUUUUGUGUGAAGGCCACCAUCGUGCUGUGGAUCAUUCAUCUGAGUGGUAUGAAGGACGUUGCCACAUUCAUUACCCACUUCAUUGUGGAGGAGAUAGAUGAGAACACGUCCAUGGAGGACCUGCAGAAGAUGAUGGCUGUAGCUCUGGUCUACAGGGUGCUAGUUUGUCUCUAUGAGACCAUCUGUAUUUGGGGAGCUGGUGGUGCUACACCAGGGAAGUUCCUGCUCGGCCUGCGUGUGGUGGCGUGUGACACAUCCACUCUGGUCCGACCCAACCGAGUCCUUAUAGUCCCAGCUUCUAAUGUUCCCCUUUCUGCCUCUACAGUGCGGGCUCUUAAUAAGAACUUCUCCAUUGCCUUCCUCUUUCCCGUCUUCAUCACUCUGCUCUUCUUCCAGCACAACAGGACUGUGUAUGACAUUGUGGCAGGGACCAUUGUUGUCCAGCGCAGAGGGGGCAGAUAGCCUCUCCUCAGGCAGCAGACUCUUUUACUGUAUACUUGACAAAGUAACGUCAAAGCGCUACAGACCUGUGUGCGCUAACUGUCUUAAAUUUAAACUAACGUUGGAAAAAAAGCAACGCAUUGGCCCAUUUCUUCACUGGAUCAAACGAGGACUUAAACUGCAAAUGAUGUCAGGCUUGUUUGUAUCCAUUCUUUGGGCCUAUGGAUUUUAAGAUGAAGAAUUGUUUUGUUUUAGUUUAUUUUUGUGUUUGAAAUAACGAUAACUUUUCUCCCUGGUGAAUGAGGUUCACACAAGAGAAAUUGUGUUUGUGAAUUUCCUGCUCAUAUUUUCUGUCUUCAGGCUUGUGACUCAGGGCAACUGUUUUGCAUCACAGAACCACUGAUUGUCUGAACGACACUAUUGAAUGCCACUGCUCAUGUUAGGUUUGAACUCAUGCAUAAUGUAAAACUCUUCUGGGAUCAAAGAUUAUUAAUGAUGUAUUCACAUGUUCUAAUGUUGGCUUAGCAGUCAAUUUUAUAGUUUACUUAAGUCCCCUGUAUGGCCACUUAAUAAGAUACCGAUUUAUGCAAAAAGUCCAUAUUUGAUUCAUGGCCUCAAGUAUCAAUGUCUUCACAUUUGAAACACAAAUUAAUUCAAACAUUUUAAUGAAACUAACCAUUUUUUUUACAUACUGUAACACAUUUUGAUAAAUAAAACAACCACCUGCUUAUCUUGCAUUUACAAAAUGACCGUGAUUACCACUAAGGAGUUAGCUGUAGAAGAUGAAAUAAAAGAUACCAUAUAAGCUU